AUGCCCGGUCGACUCCGAGUUCAACGGCCCUCUCCGACAACCGUUAGCUUCACGGUAUCAAAUGCGCCGCGCCGCUCUAAUUCCCCCGCGAAGAUACUUUUUGGUUUCCAGAUCCUGCUACGGGCAGUUCUGUUCUGCUGCGUGAUCAUCGUCGCCCUUGCACGUUUACGACAUUUCUCGUUUCAAGCGGACGGGGGGAUUAUAUCUUGGCCAGCCAUGUGGGCGAGCCCCCUUGGGUCUCGUGUCUGUCAGCUAGUGGACAAAUACAACCCGUGGGCGGUGGCAGCGAUAAGCAUUAUAGUGAUCUACGGGGUUUUUAGAAGAGAGUAUACUGAGGAAUCGCUUCUGGUCAUACGGGGUUUCGGUAUCCAGACUUCUACCUCAUCCUCAACCUAUCUGUCGUCGGCCGCAACAAGGUUCAUCCCCACAACUCAGAUUCAAGACAUCGUUAUCCAUGAAGCCUUCAAGGGCUUCGAAGUCCGGUUUUAUCUGGCUGUAAUUGUGGAGGGUGAGCCGGAUGUCUUGGUGGUCUUUCCGAAAUACUUGAAGAAGUCUGGAGAGGCUCUCGACGUUGUCUCUAUGAUGCAAAAUCUUGAUUCACAGAAGCAGAACAUUCUAUACGAUUUAAUGCUAUGA
Messenger RNA from Penicillium longicatenatum, 636 nucleotides. Its product is annotated as PIG-H family GPI synthesis protein. The record is from RefSeq and is a predicted model, not a curated record. Gene Ontology annotation, cellular component: glycosylphosphatidylinositol-N-acetylglucosaminyltransferase (GPI-GnT) complex. The coding region runs from base 1 to 636 and encodes 211 amino acids. Gene Ontology annotation, biological process: GPI anchor biosynthetic process. NCBI's taxonomy places the organism in Eukaryota, Fungi, Ascomycota, Eurotiomycetes, Eurotiales, Aspergillaceae. The transcript is spliced from 3 exons.